AUGUUUAACUACAUUAAAAAGAGCAGUCUACAGUCCUUGCUCUAGAAACCAGAGCAUAAGUACUUUGGAAUUGAUUUGCACUCUUGUUUAGAAUUGAUUAAACAAGAGUUUGACCUUAAAUAUCAGACUGACAGGAUGAAGAAUUACUUUGAUAAAGGCACAGAGGAGUCUGUACUAAGUCAUUUUAAUCAAAAGAUUAUCAAUUUUACAAUAAUAACUACUGUUCUUUCAGUUAUUGGUAUAUUACUCUAUGGAUUGCAAUCUUACAGUGUCAUAGAGGGUUUUGUGAUGCUAAUAUUAUUAGUAGUUGCUCUUUUUAGUUACUCAAUGAUUUCCUUUUACAAUAGCUCACUUGGCAAUUCGUUGUUUUGUACAUCAAUCUCAAUGCUUUUAAUGACAAUGCUAAUAUUUAAUUGCUACAAGUCAACAAUCAUUAUAAUCCUUGUAAUUACUGAAAUCAACUAGAUCUCGAUAAAAUGUGACUUUAAGAUUAAGGCCCUUUCCUAUUUGAGUAUAAUAUUUGCCAAUUACUACAUUUAAAGCAGUAUUUUCGAAUGGUUUCUUUAAAUUCAAAUAGGAAUAGGUGGAUUUUUAUCGCAAAAACAGAGAAAAAUAGCUAUUUGCAGUUUUUUUCAAAUUAUGUAGCAAUAUCAAGAGGAUAUUGACAAUAAUAACAACUAUGUGGCUGGAAUUGUUCAUGAUUUAAGAAAUCCCUUAACUGUUAUCUAUAGUUGCACAGAAUUACUUAUGCAGAUAUUACCACCAGAAACAGUUAAUGGAGAGGUAUAGGAAGUUAUUUAAGCUUGCAGCAAAAACUCUUAAAAUCUUAUCUCAAUGGUCAAUAAUAUUUUAGAUUAUGCUAAGCUUAAAGCAAAAAAAUUGGAACUAGAUCUUUAACCAUUAAGCAUAAAAGACUUACUUAACAACAUUAUCGAUAUGAAUUAGGUCAAAGCAAAGCAAAAAAAUCUAAAACUUGGAUUAUCCUUAGAUGAAGAGUCAUUCCCUGAAUAGCUGUUCAUAGAUUAGAGCAGGAUGACUCAAAUUCUGGUUAAUUUAGUUUCAAAUGCCAUAAAGUUCACAGAUAAAGGUGGAGUUUAAGUUUAGGCAAACUGGUUUCCAGACGGACCAUCUAGUGAAAAUAACAUCAUUAAAUCAGACUCUUAAAUAGAUAAUAAUUCUUCAAAAGAAAAAGAUGGAAAUAUUGAUUCGCCAGACACUGUCGGUGGUAGAAUGAGGAAGAAUUUUUAAAAUAAGAGAAAUUAGAUUUAGUCUUUAGACUAAAAACACAAUGGCGGCAUUAAUUUUAACUUCUUCGAAGAUGAUAACGUAACUGAUAAGUAGUAAAAUUAAUUUCAAUUUACUCCUGAGUUGAAUGGGGAUGACAGAGCUGUUAAUAGAUCAUUUAUGCAUUCUUACAUGCAGUCUCAAUUAAAUCAAGGCUCUGUCUAGAAUCAAAUAGAGUCUGAAGGUGAUCUUGCCAUUAUCGAUUCUUAGAUGUCUAUAAACGAAGAGGAAAUAAAUGAUAGCUUGCCAAUGGUAUUUUUUACCUAAGAACAUAAAUAGAACGCAAGUGGAAUGGCAUUUUAAUAGGCUUUAAAGUUACGCAGCAGAGAAUUAUCCCAUGAAAACACUUAGACAGAUCAUUAAUUAGUUGAAAAUUCAGGUUCAUUUGGCAAAGAUAUGUAACUUCUUUAAAAAGAUAUCACUAUUUCUAUGAUAGGCUCAUAAAUUUCAUAAGGCUUGAAUUUGAAUUUCAAUUCUGGAAUAAUGAGAAGUGAAAAUACAAGGAGUAUUGAUCAAAAAAUUUAAAGUGAUCCACAUUUUAGAAGAAGCUCAUAGAGAGUAGAGGGAGAUAAUACAAGUAUGAAGUUCAGAAAUCUUAUUUAGCUUACUUCAGCUAAAUCCGUAGGAUUACCAAAAGUAACAGAGGAAAGAAAAACUGAGUAUGAAGAUGAGAGCAAAGAUUUUGAAAAGGAUAAGUAAUCAGAACUGGAUAACUUCUUGCAAAAUAAGAGUGGUUAAACAUCCAAAAAUCUUUCGGAAAAUCAGUAGCCGACACCCAGAUUAAAUGAGGACUUGAUUUAAGAGAUAGCAAAACCCAAUGAAAACACGAGAAUUAUAAGAGGAAAAACAAAUAAUGUUGGAUUUGCUUCACUGCAACUAGAUAUGAGUGAUUAAUCAGCAACUCUAUCACAUACUCAUUAUCCUUAAAUGAAAGAAUCAUCCCUAUUCAGUUAAGAAAAUUUGAAAAACAGAGGUUCGUCAAUGCAUAUGCUUAGAAAAGAGUCUCAAAACAAAUCAGUUUUAGCUCAAAAAUAGAUUUUCAAAUCUAGAAGACUGUCAAAAUCAACUUUUCUACCUGUACUAAAUAAUGCUCACAGAGAAACUUCGGGAACUCUUAUGAUUCAGGUAAUAGAUACUGGAAUUGGCAUCUCAAAAGAAAAUCAAGAUAAGCUAUUUAAACCCUUUGGAUAGGUAUCUAAGCACAUCCAAACGAAAUUUGGAGGAACUGGAUUGGGAUUAUGGAUUUCGAAAAUGAUUUUAGAAUUAAUGAAUGGAACUAUAAAUAUACAGAGUGAGGAAGGAUAAGGGACUAGAUUCAUAAUAAAGCUCAAACUUAAAGUAGUUAAACUUGAUAUACCUUAAGAAAUCAAUAGCUUAAAGCGAGCUAUAACUAUUCAAUCAAACUUUUUAAACAACUACGCAUAGAAUAGUACUAGCAAUAAUAAUAUGAGAAAAAUCUUAGUUUUGAGUGAUGUUUUCACAAGUCAGUCAAAUACACAAUCCAAGCCAAUUACUUUAGUAUAUAGAGAAUAACUAUAGCCGUGCAGAAAAGUCUCAAGGCAUCAUUUUAUUGGCCUAUAAUCCAUAAAUAUUGACAUGACUCUAGAUUAUAUGAUUAGAAAGCCUAUUUAAUAAUAGGAGUUUGCUGAAAUAUUUAGAAAGAUCAUGAUUCAAUUGCAUUUAUCAGAAAGUUUUGCCUCAACUUCUCUGGGUGAUAUUACUUUUACUAAUGAGGCUAUAGUAUUAAUGUAAAAUCAAAUCUCUAGAACUGCUAGUGCAUUUAUUAAAGAUAACAUGUCUAAUCAGAUAUCACUUUUUAAUAGAAACUCGGAUCAUUAACUUGAGAAUAGCAGCUUGAGUCCUAGUUUAGUUAAUUAUGCUUCUUCAAUAUUUGCUAAAACUUUAAUAAGAGGAUCAUCAAAUUCAGAAGCCCCAGGUAGAAGUAAAUUGCUUAUUGUAGAUGAUUCAGAAUUCAUUUAAAAGCUGAUGGUAAUGUUAGUAGAUAAGAUACGAUAAAGUAUGAUGGUUAACUUUGAAAUAAUAUAAGCCAGUAACGGAGAAGAGGGAUAUAACAGAUAUGUAGAGUACUAUAAAGAUCUUAAAUUGAUCUUGAUGGAUAUUCAGAUGCCUAUCCUCAAUGGAUAUGAAUGCACUAAAAAGAUCAGAGAUUUCGAAUAACAACAUAAUCUUGAACCAUGCUAGGUAGUUGGAUUGUCAGGUGAAUAGUCGGUUGAAAGCGAGAAAAUGGUUAAGUUAUGCCAAAUGAGUGAAUCCAUUUUAAAACCUGUAUCUAGAAAUUAGAUGUAGCAACUUCUUGGUAUUUUUAAUAAUUGA
Stylonychia lemnae is the source of this 3618-nucleotide messenger RNA. The record is from the annotation of a GenBank genome assembly. Lineage: Eukaryota; Ciliophora; Spirotrichea; Sporadotrichida; Oxytrichidae.